Saccostrea cuccullata (small rock oyster) is the source of this 4094-nucleotide messenger RNA. Its product is annotated as SH3 domain-binding protein 5-like. Gene Ontology annotation, biological process: intracellular signal transduction; negative regulation of protein tyrosine kinase activity. Gene Ontology annotation, cellular component: cytoplasm. NCBI's taxonomy places the organism in Eukaryota, Metazoa, Mollusca, Bivalvia, Ostreida, Ostreidae. The coding region runs from base 14 to 1666 and encodes 550 amino acids. Gene Ontology annotation, molecular function: protein kinase inhibitor activity. The transcript has 8 exons. The record is from RefSeq and is a predicted model, not a curated record.
UACAAAAAUAAAGAUGGCCGACCGAGAGGGUCGGCUAUCGCCUGCUUGUCUUGAUGAUUUAGAGGACGAAUCCUUAGAUCCAAGAAUUCAUGGUGAAUUAGAAAGAUUGAAUAAAGCAUCAGAAGAAAUAAAUAAAUUAGAAUUGGAGCUUGAUGAUGCUAGAGCGAGCUUUAGACAAGCCCUCACAGAUUCUACACAACAGCUCAAUGCUUUGGCAAAGAAAUUGGGUUCCUGUGUUGAGAAAGCUCGGCCUUACUAUGAUGCCAGGAUGAAAGCAAAAGAUGCCCACAUUGAGACCCAGAAAGCAGCACUGAGGUUUGAACGGGCAUGCAGUAUGCACGAGGCAGCAAAGGAAAUGGUACAGCUAGCUGAGCAGGGCUACAUGUGUCGGGAGGAACCAUCAGAUCCAGCCUGGCAGGAGAUGCUGAAUCAUGCCACAAUGAAGGUAAAUGAGGCUGAGAAGGAGAGGAAUGCCAGUGAACAGGACCACAGGAAUACCAUGAUAAAAUUCCAGGACACUGAGGAGGUCGUCCAUCAUUUACAGAGGGAGCUAAAGAGAGCCAUUGCCAAAUCUAAUUUUUCCACUCGUCGAAGUUUCCUACAGAUAAGUGAUCUUGUAAACCAAUAUCAUUUAACAAUGUUGCCAUAUUUUGAAAUGAAGGCCAAAUUUAAUCAAACAAUGGAGGAACAGAAGCGAGGGAUUAAAAUUCUAGAAGAAGAUGUUGGCUCUGCAAAAACCAUGUACUCUGAGGCCCUUAGGAACCUAGAGACAAUCAGUGAUGAAAUCCACCAACAAAGAAUGGAGAAAAGGAGGAAUGAUGAACUGGGAGAGAGGGGAGCUGGGGUGGGGUCCGAAACCCCAUCCCCUCCCCCCUACAGAGACUCUGGUCACUCGUAUGUUGAGGGACAACAUUCUGGGUCUGACACACAGGAUUUUAUACCCCCUUCUGUCAUACAUCCAUCCACUGAAAAAGCCAGGAAUGCCAGUUACUUAAAAGCUGUGGACCAUACAGAAGAGGAGGAGUUUCCAGUGCCAAAUUUAGAAAGUGAGUACAAGUCCCUUCCAGAACCUCACAGAGCAGCUUUAAGAACUCGUAGUGUUCCAAUACAGGAUGAAGUGUUCACGGAGGACCAGCGGGACAGGAGUCAGUCUUUGAGACACUCUCUACCGAAUCCAGUCAAAGUCGAUCAGGGUCAAUCCUCGUCCGACCCUUCAAGACUUCACAAAACAGAAUCUCCUACUCGUUCCAGGAAGAAACUUCAGGCCGGAGGGUUAAUACUCAAAAUAGACUCAGGUAUGGACCCCUUAGCGGGAAUCCAGAGUGCUCCUAUAAAACCUACUCGUUCAUCAACCAGAUCUCAGGGCAAGUCUCGAGGUAGUAGGAAGUCCAAGAAUGCUAACAGCAUUUCUCCUCAAUCGAGCGUGCUCAGUAUUCCCAGUGGAGAUGACGGGGAGAGCUCGGACUGUGAGAGCGUGGUGAGCACGGGACCUAUGUUGGACGACGAUCAGGUCCUGGCUCUCACGCUGGACUUUGAUGAUAAGCUCACAACUGAAGAAAACUCACCACCAGCUCAUCUAGAUUGGCGUCGGAAAAGUCUCCCCCCAAACCUUAGUCACCUAGAACACUUCUUACAUAAACCUGUAGACAAUGAUAAAAAUGCCUAGUGGUUUGUCACUAGAUUGUUAUGUCUGUCAGACAAGUGUAUCUUUUUAUUGUUAUACAUUGUUGUAAAUGCAGCUACCCUUCACAAUGAUUUUAGGAUGACAUUGAAGAGACAAUUCCAAAAUAUUUGGGUCAGUGGUAAAAAUAAUAUUUACUUUUAGAAACAUUCCAACCAAAAAUUAUGUGUUGCCUUUUCACAGAAAUCAAGCUUUAUUGUAGUGCUUCAGUUAAUUUAUCUAUGAUAAAAAUGAAAGUACAUGUAUCAUUGGUCAAUAAUUAUUGUGUAGAGAGCUGCCUGUUACUUUAGUGUUAGUGAUCUGUGUUCCUCUGAGAACAGGGUAUCUUUGUUUGGUGCUUGUGUAUCUGCUGUAACAUAUUACUCAGUUCUUCCUUUUAGUAGUAGUGUGGAUCAAAUGACUUGUGUACCUUGCUUAUAUGAAGAAGAUAUCUCUCUAUAGUACAUGUAUGUGUACUUAGGUUUGAUAUAGUUUUAAAACAAGUUUUAUGGUCUUUUUUGUGACUUAACCAGUUGAUUUUCAAACAUUUAGGGUAUCCAUUGUAUAAUGCCUAGAUAUUAACUUCUUAUCAGAUAUUUUUCUGCCCCUCUUGAUAAUCUGAAGAAAAAUUAUAAAAUUACAAUAUUUGCAAGGUAACCUUUACUUUUUGUGAACUGAUAAUAAGUUUUUGUACACUUUUGCCAUGUGAUUUGUAAAAUUAUUACUCUUAAAGUAUUUGUACACCAUUUUGUCAUUUUCUCAGUCAUUUUUUUUGUCAGUCAGACUAUUUAAUGGUCAUGGGGCUAAGUAUUUUAAAUAGUGGAGCACCUGGCCAGUAAGUCAAGGGGCCCAGGUUCAAUUCCUUGUUUGUCACCACUCUCUCUCCUGGCUUGCUAUGUUAUCAUGUAGUACUUCAAGUCAAUGUACAUUGUAUUUGGUCCAUAAUGUAAUUCUCAAUUUGUGAAGUAAAAUCUGGGUCAUUAUACAUUGGAUACCUUAACAGGGGAUACGCCUAGUCAGUUCAUACAAACCUGAUCAGUAUUUGUAUAUUGUCUGUUUUUUGAUUUUACAUUAACAUUGAUAUUCUGAAAUGAAAAUGGCAAUUGUAAAAUUCAAUUUUUGUUUAUGUCCUCUGAAAUGUCUGUCGUUGUCAUAAAUUAGGUGAUUUGAAUUUAUAAUAAAUUUCUAUCUGAUUAGAAGAUUAUAUUUACUAUCAGAUCUCCAUUUCUCUUUGAGACUAGUUCUCAGUGCCUCAUUAUGUGAAGCAUAAUCAAAAUAAAUGUCGUAUUCCUUCUGAUCAGGCUAGUACUAUCCACUCAGCUUAUGAUUCAUUUUUAUUGGUAUGUGUAUUAUGAAUGAAUUUUUUAAAAUUAUCUUGGAAUAGGUUUGGUGCUUUUGUGGGACUGCCUCAUUUUCUACAACCUUUAUUGGAUAAUUAAAAUGGAAGAAAACCCAGUUCCCCUGUUUUAUGUCUUAAAUAUUUGCUCUUAGAAAAAAGUAGAACAUUUCUAUGUAUAUUGUGUUUUUAUUUUGAUACAGUUCCCCUUUCAUUGCUUUGGGGUUAAUUCAUGUACCCAAGGGUGUUUUUUUCCCCAAUUUCCAAACAUUACAAUUAUAAAAGUUGAAUUUUGAAUGUGUGUGUUGAAAUGAUCUUUUUGUUGAUCACAGAAAGAAUUAGGCAUGUCUGUAAUACUUCAAAUUAGUUUAAUGUUGAAUGAAUAAGAAAAAAACCUUAGUUAACGCUGCUGUAUUGAAAAAAAGAUACACCAAAUAUUGUAUGUCUUUUUUAUUGUGUGAAUUCUUAUGCUUAAAACAUAAUUUGGGUCAGAAUUCUUUUAGAUUUUAGUGUUUACUUUAUUUAUUUUAAUUGAUAACAUUCAAAACUGUCUGAAAAUCUUAAGGAAAGAAAACUAGCUAUUAUUGGGCAUUUGCAAGAAGUGCUGACUUUUACAGUUGAGGGCUUAAAUGAAGACAAUCUACGGAGACUCCUCUUUGAAACAUGUUUGCACAAAUGGUUGUAGUAACAAGAGUACAUCUUUCAAAAAAUGAAAAUUAAAUGCUUAUUUUAUAAAUAUUAUGUCUUUCUUAUUGUGGUCUGUCUAACAACACAAAAGUCUCCUAUAGAUUAGUAAGUAGUGUAGAGAAGGUCCUUAAGCUGUGUUAUUCUGCCUUCCAUAGUAUAUUUUGUUGAUUGUAUGUACAAGUAAAUUAUACUAGUGCUCCAAAUCCUUUUUGUAUAACCACUUAUGAAGUCAAAAUUUUGUGCCAUCAUACAUAAUGCAGGUUAAAAUGUCAACGUAAGCUAUAGCUAUAAACUGUAAAAAUCAGUGCUUCUCGCAAAAGUCCUAUAUGAACAUUGAAGUUGAAUCACAACCAGAUACUGCAUAAUGUGUGUUAAUGUUUAGGAGGUAGAAAUAAAAUUAUACAUGACUGA